GUCUGCUGCUGAAGUGGUGACUUUGGAGCCCAAUCUGAGGAGACACAGGAGGCCUGCGUUCAUGUAAUCGACAGGUAGUCGUUAGUUGCAGCCCUGCGGGAGACUCGCGGCCGUCUUGAGGGAAGUGGAGGUGUUUUCUACGUGCAGGGCGCCCGAUCGCCCUCAUUUAUUCUCCCUCCACCUCAACAAGAAACGCUUCAUUGUGACCAAGAGUGUGUGUCUGUGUUCUUCACGCUUCGUUUGGGAAUCACAGCCGGAAAACACCCCCAUGCAUUUCCAGGAGUGGUUACGGUCACUUCGCUCCAGCGCUGGACUCAAAGGGUCUGAAUCAGAGGACUUCUGGAGCCUUCUGCCGUCCCUGCCUCUGUCCUCCUUCUCCCUGUCUUCCCUGUCUCUGUCACCCUCCUCUCUGCUGGGUUUAGGAGCCCUGGCGUCUCUCACUGCGUACUGGCUGGUGACCCGUCCUCGACCCAUGCGUCCCCCCUGUGAUCUACAAGCCCAGUCUGUAGCUGUGAAUGGAGAUCCCAGCUGCAGGCGAUCGGCUCUCCUUAAAGAUGACUCACUGCUGGAGUUUUACUACGACGACACCAGGACGGCCUACGACAUGUUCCAGAGAGGCCUGAGGAUCUCAGGAAACGGCUCGUGUCUCGGCUUCAGAAAGCCGGGGCAGCCCUACCAGUGGAUCUCCUACACCGAGGUGGCGGAGAGGGCGCAGGUCCUCGGCUCCGGGCUGCUGGCCAAAGGCUGCCGGCCGAACCCGAAGCAGUUUGUUGGGAUCUUUGCACAAAACAGACCAGAGUGGAUCAUCUCAGAGCUGGCAUGCUACACCUACUCCAUGGCAGUGGUUCCUCUGUAUGACACACUGGGGCUGGAGGCCAUGGUCCACAUACUCAACCUGGCGGAGAUCUCUCUGGUGAUCUGCGACCGGGAGGAGAAAGCAGCGUCUUUGUUGGAGAACAAGGAGAAAGGCGAGACUCCGACGCUCUCCUGCCUGGUUCUCUUUAACGAUUUCAGCGACGCCUUUGUGGAGAGGGCGAAGAACUGCGAGGUGGAGGUUUUGAAACUGGAGCAGCUCAUGGACCUGGGAAGGCAGAACCUCAAAGAUCCUGUGCCGCCCCAGCCUCAGGAUCUGGCCGUGGUUUGCUUCACCAGUGGAACCACAGGGAAGCCCAAGGGAGCCAUGAUCACCCACGGCAACAUCGCCUCCAACACUUCCUCUGUCAUUAAGAUCCUGGAGGGUUCGUUUGUGAUCCGGCAAGAGGAUGUGUCGAUCUCGUACCUGCCGCUUGCCCACAUGUUUGAGAGGAUGAUUCAGGUCUCUAUGUUCUGCCAUGGGGCCAGAGUUGGUUUCUACCAAGGCGACAUUUCUCUCCUCAUGGAUGACAUUAAAACUCUCAAACCUACCUUCUUUCCUGUUGUGCCUCGUUUACUCAACCGCAUCUAUGACAAGAUCCUGGGUUCUGUGAGCUCUCCGUUGCGGCGGGCUUUGCUUCACUACGCCGUGAGGAGGAAGCAGGCGGAGCUCAGCAGCGGCGUCGUACGCAACAACAGCCUGUGGGACAAGCUGGUGUUCAACAGGAUUCAGGCCAGUUUAGGCGGGAACCUGCGGUUCGCCCUGACUGCUUCGGCACCCAUCUCCCCCGCGGUGCUGUCCUUCCUCAGAGCCACUCUGGGCUGCCUGAUCUUUGAGGGUUACGGCCAGACAGAGUGCACCGCGGGCUGCACUUUCUCGAUGCCGGGAGACUGGAGCGCAGGUCACGUUGGUGCUCCUUUGCCCUGUGCCAUGGUGAAGCUGGUCGACAUCCCUGACAUGAACUACUAUGCUAAAAACGGAGAUGGAGAGAUCUGCAUUCGUGGCCCCAGUGUGUUCAGAGGCUACCUGAGGGACCCAGAAAGGACAUCUGAAGCUCUGGACAGCGACGGCUGGCUGCACAGUGGCGACGUGGGCCAGUGGCUUCCAAAUGGGACACUACGCAUCAUUGACAGGAAGAAGCACAUCUUCAAGUUGUCCCAGGGAGAGUACAUCGCUCCGGAGAAGAUAGAAAAUGUCUACAUGCGUUGCUAUUCUGUGCUUCAGGUGUUUGUGCACGGAGAUAGUUUACAGUCUUAUCUCAUAGGCGUAGUCGUACCUGACCCUGAGGUGUUUGUUGACUGGGCGAAAGAGCGGGGGUUUGUGGGAUCCCAUGAAGAGCUGUGCCAGAAUCCUGAUGUAAAGAAGGCAGUACUAGAGGACAUGACCGCAGAGGGGAAGAAAGCAGGGCUGAAGUCCUUUGAACAGGUGAAGGACAUCCACCUGCAUCCAGAAACGUUCAGUAUCGCCAACGGCCUCCUCACCCCCACGCUGAAAAGUAGACGCGCCGACAUCCGCAGAGUCUUUCAAGAGCAAAUAUCGAGCAUGUACAGCAAGACGGCCAUUUAAAGGACUCCACUCGGUAGCUCGCCUGAGGGUUACUGGUGUCCAUUAAGGGAAAUGAGGCAGGGACCUGGAAGAAAAACAAUACGUCCAACAGUGCCUUAUCUAAAACAUACAGUGAUGGAAUAUUCAUAUUUUGCUUCAAAGAAGUUUUACGCCCACCUCUUGCACGUGUAACGUUUUAACUCUUCACAUGAAAAAUAAGACCGAACCAUUUUUCCUCCCCACAGUCUCACUAUGGUCCUUCACUAAUUCAGAGCUAAAUAAAUUAUUGUUUAGUCGUAGAGAUAAAAUCACAGAAGCUAUUAGGAAACGACCUGCAGAGACGUAAAGUUAGAUGUUAAAUUUCCUGCUCUGUUCUUCUCCCGUGCGAGGAUUUUAAAAGGGACUCUGUUGCACGUACUUGGGGCGUUGUUACUCGUAGAACUUGCAUUAACUGUAGAUUUGUAUUUUACAGUUGGGCCCUUUUCUCGCCAUGACAUCAGCUUUUCAUGAACAUCCUCGAUCUUAGCUCGACAGUCGUGCAUUUUUCUAAUUGGUUCAGUGUGAGCAUGUACAAUCGAUUCCAGGAAAAGUUGGGACUGUGUAAAGCCUAGAUAAAAACACAAUGAGAUCAUUUGUAACUGAACUGUGACUUUAUGAAGUUCCUGAGUCCAUGUGUUAGUCUCCUUUAUCCAAUCAUGUGUUCACAAAGUGGUGAACCUCGCUCCAUCCUCGCUGUGAACCACUGAGCCUUUCCAGGAUGCUCCUUUCAUACCCAAUCAUGA
This is a messenger RNA of Chelmon rostratus (copperband butterflyfish), 3180 nucleotides long. It is a transcript of the gene acsl2, whose product is annotated as acyl-CoA synthetase long chain family member 2. Gene Ontology annotation, biological process: very long-chain fatty acid metabolic process; long-chain fatty-acyl-CoA biosynthetic process; long-chain fatty acid metabolic process. The transcript has 21 exons. Gene Ontology annotation, cellular component: endoplasmic reticulum; membrane. Gene Ontology annotation, molecular function: arachidonate-CoA ligase activity. The coding region runs from base 269 to 2419 and encodes 716 amino acids. NCBI's taxonomy places the organism in Eukaryota, Metazoa, Chordata, Actinopteri, Chaetodontiformes, Chaetodontidae. The record is from RefSeq and is a predicted model, not a curated record.